AUGGAGCACAAUGCACCGUCGACCUUCUCCCCACCAGAGGUCACCGUGUUUGGCAAUGCUUGCGGCGACUGCACAGCGGAAGUGGAUGGGGUCGCAUUGGUAUCUUGGCUCCUCAGUGAACGCUUGUUAAACAUUGGCUCGAAGGUGUACACUCCUACAAAUCUGAUCACGGGAAUAGUUCCUGACUCGGAAGAGGAGGACGACAGUCUAGACGAAAGCAGGAAUCCGAUUUCUGGAUUAGCCAUAGAUUCCCAUGGCUCACAAUUACUUGUUGGACUGGAGAAAGAUGACCAUCAUGACCCCGUCCCCCAUGGGCCGACACGAAGCCCAAACCCCCCUGGAACACCUUCCAUCCACAGUGACAGAGGAGUUCGAGGGUCAGGAGAGGAUCAUUGCUCACAGAAGAGCACACUCACUACGGCUUCAUCAGCAUUAACCGUUCUUUCUCAAACGCCGGAUACCUCUCCAUUUACGAAUCUACAUCCUGGCCCAUCAACACCUCCUCGAGCUCCCCUCAACUCCAAUACUUUACACCAAACUUCAGAGAGCGGCCCAGACAUACGCCUCUUCACCAGGAAUCUAAGGACAAGAAAGGAUAGACAACUAUUCCCUUACACUUCAGAAUAUCUGGAGUUCAAUCGUCGAAUUAAGAAUUCUGGGAUCCCAAUCGCCGAGCUUGGCCCAGCAGCGCGGAGAGCCUACGAUGCUCACCGGCACAAGGAGAAUGCGGCCAUCGAACCCCAAAAUACCGAAACGCAAUCUUCUGAACGAGAAUACGGUGAGAAUGGUGAGGAGUGCCGGAGCUCACCUAUCCGCGCCUCCCCUCUACCAGACUCCGGCCGGACCGAACCUACCACACCCAAGGUCAUUGAAAGCGAUGAAGAAUCCGUACCUGACUUGAGCAUUGUGGUCCGAAGGAACGGCAACAAGCGUCUAAAGCUUGCCACCUCCUCCACCCGCAGGAGGAAUCGUUCAGAAGCGAACUCCCGACCCGGACCUAGCCCGUCAACUCCACAAGAUAUAUUCGAUAUUCCCGAUUCAUCGCCUUCCGCCCGGAGUGCUAGUCCUGCUGAAGCCCCGCGAUUUCGUAUGCCGAAGGGGUUUCAGAAUGGUAUACCCACACCGACUGCCAAGAAGCCUGCGGGAGCUGUUCCCCAUCCCACAUCCACGAGGGCGAAAAGCCACCAUCGGUCCGUUGCUCAGGGUGCCGACCAAAUCGAUGGUCGACGGGAAGCCGCGCAGACCCCUUUGUUGGCCAUCUCUUCGGACGAUGACUCAGACAAAUCAGCCUCCGCAGAACAGUCUUUGCCCGGCAAUGAAUCGGAAGAUCAUAGUCAGUUACGGCAAGUCACACGAAGAAUCAAAGGUGUCCUUCCAGCUUCCUGGGUUAGGCUGGAUCGACAGGCGCAGGAUAGCCGACAGAAAUCAAAGCAGGAUUUGCAUCUAAAGUCUACGCAGAGACCUGGGCCCGGGAAGGGGAUUGCGGUCCGAGUCAAUCGGAGUCCUUUUCGAAGCGAGGCUCAAGACGCGCAACUCACCCUCUUCAGCGACUCCGAAUCGUCCAUUGCCACGUCUUCGAGAAACAAUACUCCGCCGAUCAGAACCAAUCCUACUCCUACUGGCAGCAAAGAACAACCUCUUCCUGCCGCCGAUGAUACCGAGACGUUUGAUGAUCUCGAGAAUGAACCCCAUGACGACUCGUUCUUCUAUGAAGAGCCCAUCCGUGACGCACCUUCAGCAUGGAACAACCGCAUGUCUCAUCAGCCCAAAAUUACGGAAGCGUUCUCCAGGCCUGUUCGGUCUCCACGUGGACUUAUUCGCGAGUCCAAUAACUAUGCGACCAAUCAACCAAAGCGACGCAAUGCUGAUAAACACAGAAUGCCUCAACCACGGCGCCCAAGUAAAUCUGUGCAGCUGAGCAUCCUUGACGUUGAGCCGACUGAAAUGAUGAACAGCACCGGUGAAAUUCCACACUUUCUACGCCUGUCCCUCCGAGAAGCCAAGAAACGACCGGACCAUGGAAGGCAUUCACCAGGCUCAAAGCACAUUCGCUUACAGAACGCCACUGAUACAGCCGAUGCCCAGGAUACACUAACCAGGUGGCGUACCCGUUCCAUAUCUCAUAGGCCCCUUCCAGGCCGCAUGCCCUCUGGGGCUACUCCUGGUCACCUAGCAACGAGGGCUCCAUUCCAGCGACAAUCCAAGCUUCCUUCUCCAAUACCUUUUGGGCCACAAUCCCAUGAAGGUUCCAAACGUCCGCGAUUAAAGUCCGGGCAUCGACAACUCUUACUCCCGGAGUAUCCCCUUUCCAAUCCUCCCUCAACCGAGCAGUUAAAUGCCGAUGAGCCAGAAGAAGCUAGUCCGAAACAGAAGAGGAGGAGUACCACUCUCCAAAAUCGGUCGCACAAGCCAAUUGCUCGCUCAAAGUAUCGCAAUGCCCAGCUUGAGGCCGUCGAAUCAGAGUACAAUUAUAGUCACCAGUCGACUGCAUUCCAGAAAGGGUUGCAGAGAGUCAAUACUCAGUUCCUGAGAUCAAAAGAUGCUGAACAGAGGAACAGAAUUGGCCUCCAUCUUCAAACCCGAACACUUGGCUUCAAUUCCUCACAUCGACAUGGCCCGCCGAUUUCAACUAUCAUAGUGAGAGAGACCAAUUCGGAGCCAGGUGUGACACCCCACCCUUCACCAAAUAUCUCUCGACCCCGACGGCGAAAGGUUACCCCAAGCCGAGUGGAAGUAGAUCUACGGGAGUACCGCCAGCCAAGUGAGCCCUUGCCGGUGGAUUCAAUUGUCGAGGACCAAUACACACGAUCACAAGAUGACACCAAUUCCCUUUAUGGUCUUCAGCCUUAUGGAGCUCGAUACCCGGUUACCUUUGACAUGUCUUUACUUCCCUCUGACACGUACUUUCAUGAUUCCACGUUCAUCGGCAGUGGAGAUCUGCGUCUUGCUUUGGAUGCCAGAAGCCGUGAUUUCGACCACCGACGAGGCACGAUGACAAUCCGAUUCGCAUCGCAGGAGUUCCACUUUGGCCCUUGGAAUGAAGAGACAUCGUCGCAAUUGACGGACAUCUUCCAACGUUGUGGAACGCUGGUUCAAUCUGCAUCACAAUGCGAUGAUCCAGCAACGCCAAUGUCAGAGGUUAUACUGGUCCUGCGUAGCCUCAUCAAGCAUUUCGCUUCUUUUCUAACCUUCGUCGACCCGAUAGACCGGGAAAACUUCUCUUCGAAGCUCCAAUAUUCAUUGAAGCCCUUCCUCGAAGUCAUACGCGAAGCAGCGUCCACACCGAAUAGCCUCUCAAUCUUCGUGACGGCCCUCCUGCGAGCUAUUACAUACACGAUUAUUUUACUACAUAUUAGUGUCUUUGCCUGUUCGUCCGGAGAACUUGCUCGACAGCCAACACAAGAUCUGAAGCUCCUGAGAGACGAGGUCACGAAAGCAUCGUUCUCUCUUAUUAUUCGGUGUAGCAUGCCGCAGAUCCGCGCUUUUCUCGAGGAUAGCAAGCGACGGGAAUCGAGAGAAGCGGGCAUCCGGAACGACCAGGCCGCCAUUGAAGCCGUAGUCGUCCUUUAUUGGGUCUACCAUCGACCACUCUCGGAAAAAGAUGCGAAUCAGGACAUGUUCUGGUCUCAAUUCAACUUGGCAGUUGACUGCACCCCAUCGUCCAUUACCAACGUGGCCGAGUUUGAUAGGCUCUGGUAUAGCAUGUUCACCCUGCUCCCGUUGGUGCAGUUUGACAGUGGUGGAAUACCUCGAACUCCAGGUCAGCAUUCCGGAGCGAACAACUGGGGUCUUGUCAAAUUGCUCCUAGGACGAUUGAUUGAACUUUAUCCACCAACCUCUCAAAAGGUCGGAACCACUCUCAAUGAAUACGUGCGAGCCGUUCUUUCACGAUGCCUUGUACUCCUAACACAGUGGGGUUGGCAUCGUUGCGAGUUGAUCCUCGGGAUGAUUUUCGAUUUCUUCGCUAAGAGGGGUCUUUCAUUCCUUCGAAAGGAGGAUGGGCACUCGUCUCCGAGGUUUCUGGACGACCGUCUUCAGACAUACGAACUCAAACCUUCCUUGGACGACAAGUCUUUCCACAUUUUUCUCAAAAUGUUGUGGUUCAAUACACACUGGCUGACAGCCAAUCUGGAGCCGAAGAAAGUCCUGAACAUCGUCUACAGGUUCAUCCCCAACCACGGCCGAGAAUACCCCAAGGAAAAGGCCAUGCUGCAGAGCGAUCUGGACGCUUUGAGAAACCAUCAUGACUUGCUAUGCACAUUAUAUCUGUGCUCGCCAACUGGGUAUCGGCUGAAAUUAGACUGGAUUUGGCAGCUGGUGGACUUUUCGAGUUCGCAUAUUCAGGCAUGCCAAGUCAAUGUACGCACUUGGGCAAGAAUUGCUCGUGGACUGCUUGAGCAGCGUAGCGAGGUCAUCUGCUUGAAAGAGUUAGCAACUCGCUUCGAAUCGAUUGUCUCCGCAAUGGUGUCUCAAUAUCACCUUGCUCGGACUGAGGCAGAAUCGGUCUAUGAUGAUAGCCAGGGUAGCCACGAAGGCAUGGUUUCCGAAGCAGUGCUAAGAGCCACUAUCAUUAGCAACCAAACCACAGUUUGCUCCGUUCUCACGAAUGCAAUGGUUGGACUGAGAGACGCUGCAAUAUGCGGCAAAGAACCGGCUGAUAUUGCUCCUCUUCUGGACUCGUCUGUGUUCGACUUGGUAUUCCCCUUGUGUCGGUCCACUACCUAUGUCCCUAGGGCAACAUUGAUGGAGACACUACGUGUUGUAUACGCAUUCGUGGAACUGAUUAACCGGCAGCGCACCGAAUCUACGCAAUCCCAAGGCACAGAUGCGACUCAGAACACGAUCAUGAGCUCUCAAGCCGACCGUUCCGCGAUUCCAAGGCAGAAUCCUCCAAGUUUGUGCGAGAAUGUCGAGAUUGUCGUCCUUCAACGAAUCGAAAACUCCCUCGCACGACUUCUCUCGGACAGUUUCGGGGCCGACUUGCCACCAGAGGAUGAAUUCGUUGCUUACCUUGUGGAAGUUUGGGUACUCCUUGCCUCGAGCACUGUUUCGCUCGGUAUUCAUGACUGGUCAUACUAUAUCAAUUCAUACAACCCCGGUUCUUUCUCUUUGCUCGCAGACAAGUCUCCAAAACGAAGGUUUGGCCCGCUACUCCUCGCAAAGAUCAUCUUUCUAUAUCCCGCCGCAUAUACGGAACACCGAGAAUUUUUCCUUACGGCAUGGUUGGUGUCCUUGGCUGAGCGAGAAGCACUGGUGAAAUACCAGAACAUUUUCACGACGGCCAUUCUGAACGUGGCACUGGAUGAUACACUCGUGGACAACCUUCCUGUUUGCAGGAAUCCGCAGCGCGAUUCAUUCGAAAUUUCGCCCGCAGAAUUGAAGGAAAGGCGCAUGGCCAUCAUAUCGUCCGUCUUUUCCAACAUGCGGAAACACUACGAUCACAGCAAACGAUCAGGCAGUUUCCCAGACGUGCAGAAGGAAUACGUCAGCAUGUUGCAGCCGCUUCUGACUGCCAUGAAAUCCUAUUCUUUUGAGCUGCAUCCCUAUGGCACGACUGGUCCAACUCCUCUGCCCAACAGGGGACGAUACGUGGAGUUCAUCCAAACUCUUCUGCUUAACUGGCAGCAGUAUGUUGAUGUGAUCCUGCCAUUCGAUCAGUUCUUCACAAACAACCCAGCCUUCCCUCAGCCUGAUUCCGAUCCUGCUUACGUGGCGGCAAAGAUUAUGUCACUGGGUCUCGCUGUCACGGAUAUACGCACAGCAAAGGAGCUCGUGUCUUUCGUCUUAAACCUUAUAGACCCAACUGCUCCCGAGGAGACUCGAUCCUUGCUCGUCAUCCAGCUAGUUAAAGCAACGUUAGAUGGCCACGGCGAAAUCGACAAAACCACCCCAACUCUCCUGAGUCUGUUCGUCUACUCCAUCUUUCCUCCAUACAUCGAAGUCUCCUUGGGGAGUCCAAGUCCGUCCAUCCUUGCGACACCGAUGCUAGAAGCAGCGUCUCUCCUAUUCCAAGGCUUGUUGACUCGAUUAAAUGUCUGCAACUCGGAGAGCAGGAAAUCCGGCGUUCAAUUGAUCACUAGUAUCCUCACGACCAUCCAAACCGCAAUGAUGGCUCUGAUGCGAGAUUGCUCGAUCCUUCGAGAGGUUUCUGUGCUUCGCAGUCUCGAGCUACAUGCCAGGGUUAUCAUUUCCACCCUAGCACCGCUAGAUUACCUGCAAAGGCGACAGAAUGUCAUCACAGCUUCAACCCAUGCAAUAUGGGACCUGGUGUCUGUCUUUCUUGACAUUGCUAAGGUCCUUCUGGGGCAAGAGGAGGUCAUCGGCUCGAUGAUCAAUCUGAAGCGAGCGAAGGUGGACAACUACUUCCUUGCUAUCAGAAGCUACUGUGGGGAUCAGAUUGGCCGUCACCUGAAAUCCUGUUGGAGGAAUGAAGGCAACAAAGCUUACACGUUGCAGGGUAGAAAAUGGGUGAACGUUGAAAGGAUCUUUAUCAUUCAUUGAUGUCGUAUCCGUCACUUAAAAGUUAUGAUAUUUUCUAAUGUCUUGGACGGCCUCGAAAGCAACUGAGAAUGUUCACAGGGGUUCAAAAGCCAUCGCAUUGUUCAGUUAAGAUACCCAUUCUCAAUUUGAUGAUCUCAUGCAAUCGGGAGCGUUCCCCAAUUAUGAAUUCAAGGCAUAUUUUACAAUCCAAAGAAUUCAAGGAUUUGCACAGGAUGGACAGGAACAGUGUGUCCUACCCCCUGAGCGCUGUAACCGACCAACUUGGUUCCAUCGCCAUAUAUCAGCUUGGUGUACGACCGUUGUGGUGUGUUAGGAACUUGCUCCGUAAGCUGAACCCCGUGAAUGUUACUCCACUGCUUCAAUGUCUCCUCUAAAUUCGGAUAUGUCACCAGUCGAUCGCUAGUCCCAUGCCACACUUGCACCCGGGGAUACGUCCCAUUAUAUCCCGGGUAAAAGGAUCUAACCUGAUCACCC
Molecule: messenger RNA, 6975 nt
Organism: Eremomyces bilateralis CBS 781.70
Lineage: Eukaryota; Fungi; Ascomycota; Dothideomycetes; Eremomycetales; Eremomycetaceae
Exons: 4
Coding region: 1-6501 (2166 amino acids)
Biological process (GO): replication fork processing; double-strand break repair via homologous recombination
Cellular component (GO): Cul8-RING ubiquitin ligase complex; nucleus
Source: RefSeq, a predicted model, not a curated record